Molecule: messenger RNA, 2917 nt
Organism: Epinephelus fuscoguttatus (brown-marbled grouper)
Lineage: Eukaryota; Metazoa; Chordata; Actinopteri; Perciformes; Serranidae
Gene: bsnd
Product: barttin CLCNK type accessory subunit beta
Exons: 3
Coding region: 129-479 (116 amino acids)
Biological process (GO): chloride transport
Cellular component (GO): basolateral plasma membrane
Molecular function (GO): chloride channel regulator activity
Source: RefSeq, a predicted model, not a curated record
ACUGCGCCUCCUCCAGCCUCACCUUCAAGCCCUGACACAGAACAACACCAAACCUUUUCUAACUUUACGACAGGUGCUUGAGUUUUACACAUAAAUAAGAGCUUCAUUAGCCAGCAGCGGCUGCAGCGAUGGUCGAGGGGAAACCAUAUCGAUACGGGCUGAUAGUUGCGGGGCUGUGUGUGGCGGCAGUCGGCCUCUUCAUCAUGACUCAGGAGCAGCCACACAUCUAUGCCACAAUGUGCACUCUGGGCAUCACUAUGGUGUGUGUUGGGACUGCAUGGAGCCUCUGCCAGUGCUAUCCGAAGGUGAUUCUGGGUCCUGAGAUUCAAGAGAAAAGUCCAGAGGAUGUGGUGUGUACUGCAGCUGGAGCAAGGCAUGCUGAGGCUCUGCCAGGUUUCUGUGGCCAAAAGUCGAGUAGCAGCAGACUUCUUCCCGAAGCCCUGAAGAGCCACAGCUGUCCUACGCUGCACCUGGUCUGAAGCAAGGACAUCAUCAUCCUCCUCCUCGCUGGUCCAAUUAAAUCACUACACCACACUGCACUCAGGACAGAUCCUCUGCUGUAUUUUUAUAACCUGUAACAGCUGGAUUUAUUUUGUUUUUUGCUUUUUUAUAAAGUGACUGAUUUUGUGUCAGAAGUCUAAAUAAAGUUGAAUAUGCACUGCAUCUUAGAUCCAGAAGAUGGCACUAUUUACUGUGUGAAAGAAAGAGGCUGUGUGUGUUUAGCACAUUUGAGGGACAGUGAGUGACACUGAGCUGGCCUACAUUUAUUCCACUCAGGCACAUUUUUGCCCCAUAAUGUGAUUAAAGCAACUUUCUUAAAGGGACAGUUCACCCAGAACUCAAGACUACAUAUUUUUCCUCUUACCUGUAUUUACCUCCUCGUGCUAUUUAUCAGUUGUUUUUGUGUGAGCUGCUAAUUGUUGGAGAUAUCGGCUGUAGAGAUGUCUGCCUUCUCUUUAAUAUAACGGAACUAGAUGGCGCUCAGCUUGUGGUGCUCAAAGUGCCGAAAAAUACAUUUGAAAAACUCAACAAUAAUGUCUGUUUCCAGCAAUCAUGACCCGGUUACUCAAGAAGAUCCACAGACCUUGUUGUGAGCAGUUUCAUGUAGGGACUAUUUUUUUGCUACCGAACUACACCCAGCAACUGUAUAAUGGCACAGGUGGACGUGUGCACCUACUCAUGGACGAGAGGCUGAUGCUUGUGACAGCGUGAGAUGUAAACAAACUAUACUACACAAACUGUCACACUACACUGUCAGUAAAACAACUUGAUUGACUUUUGGUUUCACACUGGACAUGAACAGCAAGCUCCUGGAUGAAAGUCCUGAGUUUGUUUGACCCAUCCACCCCAUGAAGGCUUUCUUGCUAUUUAUACUACAGUAGUUGCCUGGAACAUCAUCGUAUGCGGCUGCCUGGGUUGUUGUAUACCAUUGCUGAAGUGUGCCUCCAUGCAUCGGUGUCUAAAACCGGAUUUAUACUUGUGCGUCAGCUCUAUGCAGACCCUACGCCGUAGCCUAUGCAUGUGGCCUACGCCAAUGUGAGCAUUUAUACUUGUGUGGUGGUGUGUCUGUGUCACUCUGCAGUUACACCUCCAAAACACUAGUUGGUGACAGGAUUUCUGUGAAGUGCUGUAAAGUUUAGUUGAUUCAAAACACACAUUAAACACACAUUAAACAUGACUUAAUAGCAAUAAUUUCAAACACAAGCACACAAAUCAGCUUCACUAUAACUCGCAGCAUUCACAGACAAACACUUGUCUUUAUCUGGACACAUUUUCCCCACAAAUACAACAUGCUAACAUUAUUACCACAAGCCUAUAGCAUUUUACAUUGUAUAAAUUAGCCUAGUGGCUAGCCGACUUUUCCUCUACUCAUAUGAAGCCAGGGACAACAGCAACAUGUAACAAAGGUGAUGUUACAAAAUUUGGCUGCAUUACAACUCACAAGGUUCACUGACAAAACAACUGUCUUAUACUAAACUUGUUUUCCAAACAAAUACAACACGCUAACAUUAUUAGCACAAGCCUAUGGUAUUUUACAUUGUAUGAAUUAGCCUAGCAACAAGCGGAGAUUUCCUCCACACAUAUGAAGCCAGGAUAAAUCACACACAGGACUUAAAAUGCUAUUUUUGUGGAGGCUUUAUUGUCUUCACAAUUUAUUGUUUCUCAUCUAUGAAAUAAAAGUAAAUAAAAGCUUUGUUUCCACUGAGAGAAAUGGUUUCAGUUUUCAAAGACAGACAGUAGGUCUGUGUUGCAGUGUCAUAUGGUUACGUUUCUGGGGAGGUGCAAGUCAGGCUACAGUGUAGGGUAUGGCAUCAAUUUGACACAGAAGUGUAAACACCGCUAAACACCGACCAAGUAACCGGGUCAUGAUUUCUGUAAAGAGACAUUGAUGUUUAGUUUUUAAAAUGUGCCAUUAUGUUUUCUUAUAUUUGACAGAGUGCAGACAUCUCUGCGGCCGAUAACUCCAACACUCGGUCGCUUACACAGAAAUAAUCCAUAUUGCUCAAGAGCACCACAGGUAAGAAGAAAAUAUGCAGUUUUGAUUUUCGGGUGAACUGUCCCUUUAAUGUUUUGUGUUUUACAAGAGGCAAUGACCAAAACCAUUAUUAUUAUUAUCAUUCAUGGGUGGACAGAAACAUGACUACCCAAUGAACGAUGAUGUCACUUCCUGCUGCUGGCUGUGUAAUAAAGCAACUGUUUGCAAACACAUUCAUCACAGAAACUUUUAAGGUGAUAAUAUAACAGUGUUAUUUUUACAGCCUGUUACCAAGAUACACAAUAUUAACUCUUCUAUCAUUCUCCUUUACAGUGAGACUGUUGCAGUCAUAACUUGUGUCUCCGGUCAAUGACAGAAUGCCAGAUGUGCACUUAACAAAGCCUCUGAAGAGCCACAGAGGACACAGGCUGAGUAAUAACU